Molecule: messenger RNA, 209 nt
Organism: Linum tenue
Lineage: Eukaryota; Viridiplantae; Streptophyta; Magnoliopsida; Malpighiales; Linaceae
Source: the annotation of a GenBank genome assembly
AUGAUUCUCGCUUCACGAGUUCGGGCCACGACGGAUCCCCCAGAUGUGCUAGCCCUUGAAGAUCAAUAUAGGGCUCUGAACAACCCACCUCAACUGAAGCGGUGGAGAUUGGAUGGAGGAGAUCCAUGUGGAGAAUCAUGGAUGGGCGUCUCGUGUUCUGGAUCUUCUGUUAUCCGCCUGUAAGCUUCAGGGUCUGAACUUGAGUGGAU